CUUUUUCCUUCCUUUUGUUCUUUUUGUUCCUUUCCUUUCAGGUUCAUUUAUGGACCAUUUGGUAUAUCCCUUGACGGUUUUGUUCUUUACACAUAUCAAUUAGGAAGUUUUGUUUCAUACAAAACUUCCGCUAUUCAUUUUGCCCUCGAAAUAUACCGCUUAAAAAAGCUUCCUCGUGUAUCCUAUAUCAUCGGUGCUGGUCAAUUCUUACAAUUUGAACCUGAGAAACAGGGAAUUGUCUUUUCUGUUCAAAAAGUUAUUUAUUUUCACAGGUUUUCUUUAUUGUGAUUUCUUGUUUUGGGCUUUUUCAUUAUCAUCAGUUUUAUUUUCCUUCUAGGGUUUAUUCUUAUUCAUAUAUUAAUUCAUUUUCAUAUUGUUACUGUUAUUUUCAUUCUUACUCUCAUACUCAGUUUUCUGUUUUUUUCUUCGUUGUCUUUUAUUGUCGUUUCUUUUCCGUUACAAAAUGAAUGUUCAAGACCGAAGCCGAAACCGAAAAUUAAUUACAGCAGGUGCUGCUGAAUAUCAGGACAAAGUACGCUCCAGCUUCUUCAUGGAUCCCAUUUUUGAGGAUGGAGAUGUUCGAAAUCAUUUUCAAAAGGAAAGUGUUAUCUUAGAGCAAAAGCCCAAACCUGCCCGAGCGCGUCCUUCUGCGGGAUCUCCAAAAAAUCUUUUUAAAAAAAACUUCAAUUUUCUUAAGUCUCUUUUAGGUCGUUUCUUUCCAUCUCAAAAAAAGAGCAAAUGUUUGAACCCUAGGUCUGUUCAGAUCUCUCCUCCCACCUUAGUCAGUACUACAUCUGCUCUUGCUUUGUCUGCCAUGCAACAACCCGAAUGCUUCAACAGCUGAAUUCCACUUCCCUAAAGUUCUCUUAUUGCUCUUCUCCUCUUCCCCUCUUCCCUCUUUAGUACCUUUCGUUUUGUUUUCACUCGCUUCACACUGUUGCUUUCAUCAUCGCUAACGAUCAAUCAAAAUCUGGCCUUUCUUUUUAUUAUUUAAUUUUUUUUAUAACAAGCCAUGCCUUAAUGUCAUAACUCUUAUAAUAUCUGGCUAUACACGAUUUCAAACUUUGACCCCAAUUUUUCAACUUCCAUUUACCCCAUCUAUAUGCUUACUUGAAUAAUAUUUUUCAUUUUACCAUAACAAAAAAUCAAUUUUUAUUUUGUACAACUUACAUUCUCUCC
Messenger RNA from Schizosaccharomyces octosporus yFS286, 1179 nucleotides. RefSeq lists its product as uncharacterized. The transcript has a single exon. NCBI's taxonomy places the organism in Eukaryota, Fungi, Ascomycota, Schizosaccharomycetes, Schizosaccharomycetales, Schizosaccharomycetaceae. The record is from RefSeq and is a predicted model, not a curated record. The coding region runs from base 464 to 844 and encodes 126 amino acids.